GGUUGGAAGAGAAGUGCAGCCACAGUAGGUGCUAACUGAACUUCAAGGUUGCCUGAGCACCUUGGUAGUCACAAAAACCACCAUCCUUCUCCUCGGGCAAGGAUGUUCUAUCUGUCACACAUGUGGAGUGCUGUCCUUCUUUGGGGGUCUUUCAUUCCAAAACACUCUUUUGAUCCAAUCUCUCCUUUUGGAGAAGCCAACAGAUCACCCCUCAUCUUCCCAGGCCUUCUUUAAGAAUUGUCUUAGUGGAUCAAACCUUGUUUGCCAUCUGCUGCAAAGAGAGGAGUGACAGGCAUAGUCCAGUAACAGCAUUAGGCUCAAGGGACACAUUGUUACUUACCACCCCUAACUGUCAUCAGAACAAUGAAGCUAGAGCCACAGUGGAGGUCUGUUUGUGAGCUAGAGACAGCAUGCCUGGCAUAUCCAUGUUGUAACUUUGAUUUGAAACCAACUGCAGUAAUGUUCCUUUGAGUCAUAGCAUGAAAGCAUCCUUCAUUUCCACUUUUAGAUAUUGUCUUGAGACUCUCUUAGUGCUGUACGCUAAAGUCACUUGUGACUGACCCUGGUGGAGCUCUUAUGUCUGCCACCUCCCACCCUCUGGAGGACCCUGGAAGAAGAAGAAAUACAUAUCUCUCAAUCUCUUAGAACAUGAUCUAAGACUUAGUCCUUCUUCACUGACUUCAGUUUCCUUCUCUGCUUGGAUGUGGAACCCUGGCCUUCCCCUCUAUCCUUGGGUGGGAACUGAGGGAGAGUGACUCUCUGUUCAAGACCCUGGGCUUCAGCUGGUCCCCAUAGACUUACGGCUUUCUUUGCCCUUCCUCAGAGUGCUGGCCCUCAAAAGGCUGUCUGCUUCCUUCCACCUCUUUGGCUGUAGCACAUCUAGGCCAUUACAGACUCCAGAAUUUCAGAGGAAAGGUCUAUGUCCAGCUUCAUGGUAUUUUCUAGGGCUAUUCUAGGAUGUGUCCAGUUUCCAGCAGGUUGAAAGACUUGAGAGUGGCCGGGGGAAAUGUCCUUUUGAGCCAGCUCAACGGUCAGCAGCUGUAAUGGCUGGGGGCGUCCUCUACACCGCCACUGUGAAAAACUUCCUGGGGACUGAGCCGAUUAUCUCCCGUGCUGUGGGUCGAGCUGAGGACUGGAUUCGAACAGAGACCUUGUCAUCCUGGCUCAAUGCCCCAGCCUUUGUCGCAGCUAUGGUCCUGAGCCCGGCUGAGUGGGGGGAUGAAGAUGGAGACAAUGAAAUCUUCUUUUUCUUCACGGAGACCUCCCGAGUGUUGGACUCAUAUGAGCGCAUCAAGGUCCCACGAGUGGCCCGAGUGUGUGCGGGGGAUCUUGGGGGCCGGAAGACCCUUCAGCAGAGAUGGACGACUUUUCUAAAGGCCGACCUGCUGUGUCCAGGACCCGAGAAUGGCCGGGCCUCGGGGGUUCUGCAGGAUAUGACAGAGCUUCGACCUCAGCCUGGAGCGGGGACCCCCAUCUUUUAUGGCAUCUUUUCCUCCCAGUGGGAAGGAGCUGCCAUCUCUGCUGUGUGUGCCUUCCGACCCCAAGACAUUCGGGCAGUGCUGAAUGGUCCCUUUAGAGAGCUAAAACAUGACUGCAACAGGGGACUACCUGUCAUGGACAACGAGGUGCCCCAGCCCCGACCUGGAGAGUGUAUCACCAACAACAUGAAGCUCCAGCAGUUCGGAUCCUCACUGUCCCUGCCAGACCGUGUGCUCACCUUUAUCAGAGACCACCCGCUCAUGGACAGGCCUGUGUUUCCAGCUGAUGGCCGGCCCCUGCUGGUCACUACAGAUACAGCCUAUCUCAGAGUUGUGGCCCACAGGGUGACCAGCCUCUCAGGGAAAGAAUAUGAUGUGCUCUACCUGGGGACAGAGGAUGGACACCUCCACCGGGCUGUGCGCAUCGGAGCUCAGCUCAGUGUCCUGGAGGAUCUGGCCUUGUUCCCAGAACCACAGCCGGUCGAGAGCAUGAAAUUGUACCGUGACUGGCUCCUGGUGGGCUCCCAUACUGAGGUGACGCAAGUGAACACCAGCAACUGUGGCCGUCUCCAGAGCUGCUCAGAGUGUAUCCUGGCCCAGGACCCCGUGUGUGCCUGGAGCUUCCGGCUCGAUGCUUGUGUGGCCCAUGCAGGCGAGCACCGUGGGAUGGUUCAAGACAUAGAGUCAGCGGAUGUCUCCUCUUUGUGUCCGAAAGAACCUGGAGAACAUCCGGUAGUGUUUGAAGUUCCGGUGGCUACCGUGGGCCACGUGGUCCUGCCAUGUUCUCCCAGUUCUGCCUGGGCAUCCUGUGUGUGGCACCAGCCCAGUGGAGUGACUGCACUCACCCCCCGGAGGGAUGGGCUAGAGGUGGUGGUGACCCCAGGGGCCAUGGGGGCUUAUGCUUGCGAGUGUCAGGAGGGUGGAGCCGCCCGUGUGGUGGCCGCUUAUAGCUUGGUGUGGGGCAGUCAGCGGGGGCCCUCGAACCGGGCCCAUGCCGUUGUGGGAGCUGGGCUGGUUGGCUUUCUCCUGGGUGUCAUUGCAGCAUCCCUCACUCUCCUCCUGAUUGGCCGCCGUCAGCAGCGUCGGAGACAGAGGGAGCUUCUAGCUAGAGACAAGGUGGGCUUAGAUCUGGGGGCUCCACCUUCUGGGACCACAAGCUAUAGCCAAGACCCUCCCUCUCCUUCGCCUGAGGAUGAACGGCUGCCCCUGGCCCUGGGUAAGCGGGGCAGUGGUUUUGGUGGCUUCCCUCCACCCUUCCUUCUGGAUUCUUGCCCGAGCCCGGCCCACAUCCGCCUCACUGGGGCCCCUCUAGCCACGUGUGAUGAGACCUCCAUCUAAAGCCAGGAAGAUGACUGCCAGUCAUGAGCAAUCUCUGGAACUAGCGCCUACCAAGACUAGGGUCACUGAACCUAGGAGAUGACCAUGGCUGCUUCGUUUUCUUGGAGUAUGUGUGAUCACACGUCAGUGUCUGUCCUCUGGAUUUGGAUAGGCUGAGGGCCAGACCUUUGUCUUAUCAGAUCCCGUGAGAGAUCAACCCUGUAACCCUCUGCUCUGGCCGCUUGUCUUGGGCCCACCAGCUUGUGGGGUGGAGCAAGGACACAGGCUCUGAUCUGCUUAUAGUGGGCCCCAGAAAGAGGGAGCACUGUGGGGAAGUUGGGGCGCGUGUGCCCUGCAUCCUUGUGGUGGCUGUAUGAUUUCAGUUUGCUGACUCUGGGGAGCGCAUGAUCCCCUGACUGCCUUGAGAUCUCCCCCAACUCAGUUUCCCUUUGUUCCUGGAAGAGUGUCUAUACACUGGUGUGCCUAGAAGACCUGUCCAUGUGUGCAUGAAUGACAGGGCCAGUGCCUAGGUGCUCAUGGGGGUUUGGUGAGGAAGGUUGGAACGGGGGACAACUUUAUCCUCGGUGGCCGGUGAGGGAAACCCCACACCCCCAUCACCCCACAGCGCUUCUUUAACUUUGAGCAAAGUUCCCCAAGUGACCUUCUGAUGGGAAGGGCAGCAGGACCCUGCCCGUGUGGCCCCGCCCUUCUUCUUGUCUUUUCCUCUGGCUGCCACCACUGCCGUGCCACCGCUGCGCUUUCCCUGGCUGGAGUGGAGGCUGAGCCUCUUUCCUUGGUUUCCAUUUAAAAUGAACUUCACAACAUUCUAAAUAUUGGGGGAUGACAAAAAGAACCCAGAAAAGUAUGUAGGAAAUACAGCAGGUUAAAGAUUUGCCUCAGUGACUUUCACCCUUGCCCUAAAGUAAGAGUCCCCCAGCUAGGGUCCAUGGACUCCCUGAAAUUGUAUGCAAAGUAUCUGUCCAUGUGUGUCGUGUGUGUGUCGUGUGUGUGUCAUGUGUGUGUCGUGUGUGUGUGUGUGUGUGUGUGUGAUGGCUUUCAUCAGAUUCUCAAGGCCUUAAUGAGGUUAAAGGACCACCACAGCCCAUAGUCACAACACUUGGGCCACAUGGAGGAGGUGCUGCUCUGAGGCAGUUCCUCCCUGGCCUGCUGCCUGAGGCCAGUCCCUGGACACACUGCUGCUGGAGAGCCCACGUCUCUCCAGUUCUUGGAAGCUAGGCUCUGCACGUGCGCGAAGAUACCGUCAUCCCCUUUCUUGCUUCCUCAUCCCCGUGUGUGCUGCCUCUCCUCAGUCCUGCUCUUGGCCUGUGAAUGUGCCUCGUCCAUCCCUGGUGAGGGACCUCAAACCCCGGUGAUGAUGCAGCCCUUUCCAGUUGAACUUUCUCUUCUACUUUCCUUGACAGCAGCCUGUGAACUACUCAAGAGUCCCCUUGGGUUUGGAGUUACCAGUGGCUUUGAGUAGGAUCUUUGGCACGUAGUCUAACCUAGGGACAUUGGUUAUUCAUCUGUAAUGUGGGGAUAUACCUACCUCAGGGUUGCUGCAAGGAUCACACAAGGAAAUGAAUCAACAAUAAAGCAUUACCCAUGGCAGUCGA
Grammomys surdaster is the source of this 4408-nucleotide messenger RNA. RefSeq names its product ssemaphorin 4F (gene Sema4f). Bases 1044 to 2816 code for a protein of 590 amino acids. NCBI's taxonomy places the organism in Eukaryota, Metazoa, Chordata, Mammalia, Rodentia, Muridae. The transcript has 11 exons. Gene Ontology annotation, biological process: semaphorin-plexin signaling pathway; positive regulation of cell migration; axon guidance. The record is from RefSeq and is a predicted model, not a curated record. Gene Ontology annotation, molecular function: chemorepellent activity; semaphorin receptor binding.